Messenger RNA from Plasmodium berghei ANKA, 1683 nucleotides. RefSeq names its product N-glycosylase/DNA lyase, putative. Gene Ontology annotation, biological process: nucleotide-excision repair; base-excision repair; base-excision repair, AP site formation. The transcript has a single exon. The coding region runs from base 1 to 1683 and encodes 560 amino acids. Gene Ontology annotation, cellular component: nucleus. The record is from RefSeq and is a predicted model, not a curated record. NCBI's taxonomy places the organism in Eukaryota, Apicomplexa, Aconoidasida, Haemosporida, Plasmodiidae. Gene Ontology annotation, molecular function: damaged DNA binding; 8-oxo-7,8-dihydroguanine DNA N-glycosylase activity.
AUGAAUGUUUAUUAUAUUUUUUUAAUUUUGAUAUUAAAAAAAAUAUAUUCUUGUAGAUCUUAUAUACCGAAAACAGAGGUGUGGAUAAAAAUGGGGUAUAAAGUAAAAAUUGAUAGAGAGACAAAAUUAAAUCGAACAAAUAAAAAUUAUUCAUAUAUUACUAGUUCAAAUAUUAUGAAAAUAAAAACCUCGGCUACAAAUAGAAUGAUAAGCCAAUCCAUUGAGGAAAAAUAUGGUUUAAGAAAAAACAAUAGGAUGAAUAAUUUAAAGAAUAAAAUAGAAAUAAAAAAGGAAAUACAAUAUGAUGCCCCUCCUAAAUUGAUAAACAAUUAUAAUUGUAAAAAUGUUAAUCCUAAUAAAAUAAGUAAAUCUUUUACUACUUUAAUAAAAAAUUACAAAAAUAAUUGGACCAUAUUAAAUGCUACACCAAAUGAUCUACAAUUAAAAUACUGUUUGCUGAUUGGGCAAGAAUUUCAUUUUAAACAAGUAGAAAAAUGUUCUUAUAUUGGAAUGGUAAAUAAAAAAAUUUAUUUAUUUAAAGAAACUUGUGAUAAAAUAUUAUAUCAAUGUUUAUUCGAUACAAAUAUGGAACUUUCGAGUAAUCCAAGUUGUAAUGAUUCAGAAAAAAAAAAUGAUGAUAUAGAUAUUUAUGAAUUUUUUAAUCUAUCUUUUCCCUUAGAAGAUCAAAUAAAGGAAUGGACAAAAAAAGACAAAAGAAUAGAAGAAAUAUCAAAUAAAAUAAAAGGUUUAAGAAUAUUAAAAAAUGAUUCAGUAGAAUCGUUUUUCUCAUUUUUAUGCUCUACUAAUAAUAAUAUACCGAGGAUAACAUUAAUGAUUGAUUGUUUAAGAAGAAGAUAUGGUGAAUAUAUUGCAACUGUGAUAUUUACAAAUGAUGAUAUAAUAAUAUUUAACGAAAAAAAUGGAGAAGAUAAGAAAAAUGAUGUAUCUAAGAUUAAGACAGACAUAAAAAAUGAAGACGUUUUAGAUAACUGUUUAGGAAGUUUAAAUAUACAAAAGAUAUCUAAAGAACGAUCCAGUGAAAAUAAAAUGUUUUAUGAAAAUAUAAAAACAGAAGUAAAAGAAGAAGGGAAAAAUAAAAUAUUUCAUUUUUAUAAAUUCCCAAGUAUAGAAACAAUAUCAAAUUUAAAAGAAUCUGAUUUAAGAAAUUUAGGAUUUGGUUAUAGAAGUGGAUAUGUUAUAGAAAGCGCAAAAAUGUUAAAAAAAUUAGGAGGUGAAGAAUGGAUAGAAGAUUUAAAAAAAGAAAAAAAAACGAAAGAAUGUAUAGAUAAGUUAAUAAAAUUCCCAGGUAUUGGGUUAAAAGUGGCUAAUUGUAUUUGUUUAUUCGGUUUAAACAGAUAUGAUUGUAUACCCAUAGAUACACACAUAUAUGAUAUUAUUUAUAAAUAUUAUAGAGAUAUAAUAGAUGAUGAUAUUGGAAAGAAUAAAAAUAAUAAAAAAUCUAAUACUCCAACUAAAUUAGCUGCCAAUAACGAUAGUAUUAAAAAAACAAAUAAAAAUUCGAAACAUACUAAACUCAGUGUAAAACCUCAAAAAAAAGCAUUAACUACAUCGUUAUAUAUAAAAUUAUUUACAAAGCUCAAAGAUAUUUUUGGCCCUAAUUGUGGAUGGGCACAAACUAUUUUGUUUGCAUCUGAACUCAAAAAAUUUACACAUUUAUUUUAG